This is a messenger RNA of Thyridium curvatum, 1767 nucleotides long. RefSeq lists its product as uncharacterized. The record is from RefSeq and is a predicted model, not a curated record. Gene Ontology annotation, molecular function: amino acid transmembrane transporter activity. Gene Ontology annotation, biological process: amino acid transmembrane transport. NCBI's taxonomy places the organism in Eukaryota, Fungi, Ascomycota, Sordariomycetes, Thyridiales, Thyridiaceae. The transcript has 2 exons. Gene Ontology annotation, cellular component: membrane. Bases 1 to 1767 code for a protein of 588 amino acids.
AUGAUGCCUCCCUCCGACCCCGUCAAGGAGGAGGACCUCAAGCGCCCCUCGGUCGACGAGGUGGCAGAGGGGACCAACAUCGUGAGCCAGUACGAAGAGACGCACCGAGGCCUCUCCCCGCGCCACGUCCAGCUCAUCGUCAUCGCGGGCGGCGUCGGCGUGGGCCUGUGGGUCGGCAUCGGCGGCGUCCUCCGCUCCGCGGGGCCCCUGCCGCUGCUCCUGGGCUACAUGAUCUACGGCCUCGGCUUCAUCUGGCCCACGUCGCUCAACGUGGCCGAGAUGGCCGCCUGGCUGCCCAUCCGCGGCUCCAUCUACGAGCUCGCCGCCCACUUUGUCGACCCGGCGCUCGGCUUCGCCAUGGGCUGGACCUACUUCUUCGCCGGCGCCAUGCUCGUGUGCACCGAGUACUCGGCCGUGGCGACCGUCAUGCAGUACUGGGACACGGGCCUGAACCCGGCCAUCUGGAUCGGCAUGUCCAUUGCGAUUUGCUACUUUUUGAACAUGGUUGCUGUCAAGUGGUACGGCGAAAGCGAGUUCAUCAUGGGCUCCACAAAGAUCCUCCUCCUGAUCGGCCUGGUCAUGGCGACCAUCAUCACCAUGGCCGGCGGCAACCCCAAGCACGACGCCUACGGCUUCCGGAACUGGUCCGACGGCAACUUUGUCCACUCGUACUACGCCAAGGGCGCCACGGGAGUGUUCCUGAGCAUCUGCAUCUCCGUCCGGUACGCCGUCUUCACCAUCUCGGGCCCCGACAUCGUGACCCUCUCGGCCGGCGAGAUCAUCAACCCCCGCAAGACGAUCCCCAAGGUCGCCAAGAUGGUCAUCUCGCGCAUCAUGGGCAUCUACAUCACCGGCGUCCUGGCCGUCGGCAUCAUCUGCUCCUCCGUCGACCCGCGCCUGCUGGGCGCCAUCGAGUCCGGCAAGGCCGGCUCGGCCGCGUCCCCCUGGGUCAUCGGCCUGCUCAACGUCGGCAUCUCGGGCUUCCUCCCCGGCUUCAUCAACUUCAUCAUCAUGCUCUCCGGCCUGUCGUGCGGCAACGCCUUCCUGUACGGCUCCAGCCGGACGCUCUACUCCCUGGCCAGGGACAAGAAGGCGCCCCAGAUCCUGCUCAAGUGCACAAAGGCCGGCGUCCCGUGGGUGUGCGUCACGGUCGUCACCGCCAUCUCGCUCCUGGCCUUCCUGGUCGCCUCCAACAGCUCCAGCGUCGUCUUUGGCUGGUUCGUGGACCUGACUACCGUCUCCCUCAUCGUCAACUUCACCGCCAUGUCGUGGGUGUCGAUCGCCUGGCACCGGGCGCUCAAGCACAAGGGCAUCCCCCGCAUCGGGAAGAACAACAUGAACGGCGGCGGCUGGUUCUCCUUCCUCCGCCGCUCCUCGGCUCAGCCCCCUCAGAUCUCCGACGACACCAUCAUCUUCCCGUACAUCGCGCCCUGCGGCACCUGGACGCCGUACACCUCCGCCGUCCUGGGCAGCGUCAUCACCCUGUUCAUCGGGUUCGACGUGUUCUCUCCCUUCUCCUACAGGGGCUUCAUCACCAGCUACUUCGGCCUCGCCUGGUUCUGCGGCAUGUUCGCCUUCUGGAAGCUGUACAAGGGCACCAGCUUCAUCAAGGUGCAGGACGUCGACAUCUACCUCAACGGCCGCAAGCAGGCCGUGGACUUUGAGUGCCGCCACUGGGAGGACGGGACUGCCAACAGGGCGUACGUGGAGGAGAUGAAGAGCUCCAACGUUUUCGUGCGCGGCUGGCGGAAGUUCUGGGGCGAGUAG